This is a messenger RNA of Effrenium voratum, 1035 nucleotides long. NCBI's taxonomy places the organism in Eukaryota, Dinophyceae, Suessiales, Symbiodiniaceae. The record is from the annotation of a GenBank genome assembly.
AUGGAGCCGUCGGUGUCGCUUCAUGACUUGCGAGCGGUCUACGACCCCGAGAUGCACGUGGCCAUGCUGCGAGACGGCAGCAGGCAUCGCUUCUACGGCCAGUGCUUGCUGAUGCAUCCGGAACUCAAGGGACAGGUGGCCAUCGAUGUUGGCGCCGGCACGGGCAUCAUGUCUGCCAUGGCUGUGCUGCAAGGCAAGUUGGGCAAAGUUCACGCGGUGGAGGCCUUGCCGGAGGUCUGCCGCUUGAUCCCACGAGUGCUGGAAGCCACCUUAGAGCCCGAGGACCGCGACAAGGUGGAAGUGCACUGCGGCUUUGUGGAGGAGGUCCUUGACAAGCAGCCCAAUGGUUGGCCGCAGCAUGUGCAACUUAUCAUUUCAGAAUGGCUUGGCAUCAUGGGGCUGAACGAGGGCAUGGUUCGACCUUUGUUGCACUGCCGGGAUGCUUUCGACCCCAAGCCUCACAUGUUGCCUGGGCUGCUGCGAAUCUGGGUGCAGCCUUGUGAAGGUGACGGGCGAUGCGGGCCUGCGGUCAUCCGCAGCGAGCAGCUGCGUGGGACGCCGCAGCUUGUGCUGGAGGCAGACUUGAACACCUGCAGCCUGGAGGACCUCUUUGUCACUUGCACAGUGCAGUUGGGUGCCUCGGGCCUGGUGGGCUGGUUCGAUUUGCAGUGCUGUGCCGAGCACCAGCUGGUGCUUUCCACCUCGCCGCAUGCCGCAGCCACGCAUUGGGCGCAGUGCUGGCUGCCCUUUGGCGAGCGCUUGGACGGCGCGGCGCGGCUGCGCCUGCGCCUCGCGCCGCAGAGCACCGGGCUCCCGGAGCUCUGCGUGGAGCUCACGCCGCCUCCCGGCGCUCCGCUUCGAGGCAUGCGGUUCUUCCUGGACCGCGGCGUCGUGGAGCGCUUCGGGGGCGAGGAUGGCGAGGACGCCCAGGGAGGCGCCAAGAGGCGAAGAACGGAGGACAUCGAGGCGCGGUACUUUCCAUCCGACAUUGCGGAGCUUUUGAGCUUGGCCAAAGCUGCAGUGAGAGACGUUUGA